AUGGCCCCCGCAAGCCAAGAAACUCCAGCUCCGGCAGAUGGUCGAACGUGGCGCCAAUACUUCCCAAAGGGAGAUCUAUGGGUAUUCGGCUAUGGGAGUCUGAUAUGGAAGCCACCGCCUCAUUUUGAUCAGCGAGUACCGGGGUAUAUCGAAGGCUAUGUGCGCCGGUUCUGGCAGGCCAGUACCGACCACAGAGGUACCCCCGAGCAGCCCGGCCGUGUGGUAACGGUGAUUGAACGCAAUUUCUGGGAGACGCUGGAUGAUCCGCUAUCCCAUCUAGAGUCUUCCACAACCCGCGUCUGGGGCGCCGCAUACCACAUCCCAGCGUCCCACGCCGAGGAAGUCCAUGAUUAUCUUGAUGUGCGCGAAAUAGACGGGUACAGUGUGCACUAUACACCGUUUCACCCCGUGACGAGCACAGCCACCGCUACUGGCACAAGCACAGACCAAUCCACAUCCGCAUCCCCGAUGACAUGCAUGGUCUACAUUGGCCAGCCUAGCAACCCACAAUUUCUGCGCGACCCAGCAUGCCGCGAUCCACAAGACGUCGCGGAGGUGAUCUCCCGCGGCGUCGGACAAAGCGGGAAGAACACAGAAUAUCUGUAUUUGCUGGAGAAGGCGCUAGAGGGUAUUGGGCUAGGAAGUGCAGAUGAGCAUGUCACGGAUCUGGUGAAGAGAGUUAGGGCAAUUGAGGGUUCGGGAGAGGCUGAUAAGGAAGAGGAGAAGGCGAAAAGAGAUAUUAGGGUUUCGCUUGAGGCUGCUGAGAGGGGUGAUAUAGGGAAUGAAGGAGAGGACGAUCUGGCGGAAUAG
This is a messenger RNA of Aspergillus nidulans FGSC A4, 810 nucleotides long. RefSeq names its product gamma-glutamylcyclotransferase. Gene Ontology annotation, biological process: glutathione catabolic process; glutathione metabolic process. Bases 1 to 810 code for a protein of 269 amino acids. NCBI's taxonomy places the organism in Eukaryota, Fungi, Ascomycota, Eurotiomycetes, Eurotiales, Aspergillaceae. Gene Ontology annotation, molecular function: glutathione specific gamma-glutamylcyclotransferase activity. The transcript has 6 exons. The record is from RefSeq and is a predicted model, not a curated record.